UCUCUAUUAGGUAAACUGCUAAAAUCUAAAGCGACUGUUUACAAUCAUAAAUUUUUAGCUGGUUAAUACAAGAUACACGACCACAAAAAGAAAAAAAGUAGACAUUGUUCAAAAUAAUGAAAAUGCCUUGUAAAACAUGAACAUAUCACAAAUCUAAUUUCGAUAAGAUAUAAAAGCUUUCACAUCACAUUGAACAAAUACAAGAAAUAUCAUAUUUUCCAUAUACAGACUAUUUUGGUUGUAGUGAGGAAAUAGGAUUUUUUCUGAGUUGAAUUGAGCCAGAAAAUUAGAUGGGUGCGAAGAAUUUUUCAACAAGUAUCCUAUAAAUGAAAUAAUUAUUCCAAGCAUUCCAAAAGCAACUAAAUAUAAUAAUAUUAACGCCUCUCGAUAGGUUAAUUCUAUCAAAUUACUCUUUAUUGGAAUUUACGUUAUAUAUAUAUAUAAACACUAUUGUUAAAAGAUAAUUGUUAUUCCGACUGGAUGUUACAGUAUAAAAUUAAGGAAUUGGCUUUUGACGAGAUUAUUGUGAAGAACAUGAAGAUUCUCACAGUUUUGUUGUUAUUGUUUUGCCAUGUUUGGUGCAAACCUCCUAUGUGUGAACAAAUUCAUAUAGAUAAUAAUGAGUUGACUGGACAAUGCUGUCUUUUUAUCAAAGGAGGCGUAUAUGACAAACAAAGAUCAAUACAAGAUUUUGUAAAUAGUUUAGAUUCGUUUAGUACCAAAACGAAGAACGUCGAAAAAAUAAUUUAUCCUGACGAUGACGUUAGUCAAUGGAAACCUAACAAAAACAAUAGAAAUAUGAAAAUUAUACCACCUGUUGAUUCAGCUAUCACUCAAAAACCAAUGCAUAGCGACGAAAACAAUAAUAAAAAUGUUAGUUUAGCCAGAAGAGUUAAUGUAGAUGUUCCAGUCACUUGCACUCAAGGAAAGAGAAAAGAUGCUGAUGGAGAAUGUGUAACGGAAUUUCAAUAAUUAAAUACGACUGCUUCUAAUUGUUAAUAAUUAUAUAUACAAUAAAAUAUCUUUUAUUUAUUUCAGAUCAUUCCUAUAUCUGCUUGAUUAAAGUUUUUUUAAUUAU
Diorhabda sublineata is the source of this 1078-nucleotide messenger RNA. RefSeq lists its product as uncharacterized. The transcript has 4 exons. The record is from RefSeq and is a predicted model, not a curated record. The coding region runs from base 481 to 972 and encodes 163 amino acids. Lineage: Eukaryota; Metazoa; Arthropoda; Insecta; Coleoptera; Chrysomelidae.